This is a messenger RNA of Solea senegalensis (Senegalese sole), 2130 nucleotides long. RefSeq names its product stathmin-like 4 (gene stmn4). Gene Ontology annotation, cellular component: neuron projection; cytoplasm. The transcript has 6 exons. Bases 168 to 734 code for a protein of 188 amino acids. Gene Ontology annotation, biological process: neuron projection development; regulation of microtubule polymerization or depolymerization; microtubule depolymerization. NCBI's taxonomy places the organism in Eukaryota, Metazoa, Chordata, Actinopteri, Pleuronectiformes, Soleidae. The record is from RefSeq and is a predicted model, not a curated record. Gene Ontology annotation, molecular function: tubulin binding.
GUGCAGCCAGACAGGGGGUAACCAUAGACACCGGCCCACCAUCACCACCAUCACUGUCAUUAUCAGCAGCAGCAGCAGCAGCAGCAGCAGCAGCAGAGAAGACAGGGACAGAGGGGGAGUGAGAAGGACAGUGAGCAUCCCUGGAGACAAACAGACGCAGUGAGAAGAUGACUCUGGCAGCCUACAAAGAGAAGGUCAAAGAGCUCCCCCUGGUGUCUCUGUUCUGCUCCUGCCUGAACCCUCGGACCAUCGAUAAGCCGACAUAUAAGGCAGAAGAUGCAGUGGACCUGGGCUGGUGCGUCAUGAAGGAUGUGGAGGUGAUUGAACUGAAUAAGCGGGCAUCAGGCCAGGCCUUCGAAGUCAUUCUCAAGCCCCCGUCCUUUGACGGCGUGCCAGAGCUCAACACCUGCAUGCCGCAGCGCCGUGACCCGUCCCUGGAGGAAAUCCAAAAGAAACUGGAAGCCGCCGAGGAGAGGCGAAAGAUCCAGGAGGCUGAGCUGCUGAAGCAUCUGGCGGAGAAGAGGGAGCACGAGCGCGAGGUGAUCCAGAAGGCCUUCGAAGAAAACAACAACUUCAUCAAGAACGCAAAGGAGAAGCUGGAGCAGAAGAUGGAGGCUAAUAAAGAGAACAGGGAGGCCCUGCUGGCUGCCAUGCUGGAGAGGCUGCAGGAGAAGGACAAACACGCUGAAGAAGUGAGGAAGAACAAGGAGAUGAAGGAGGAAGCAUGCCGGUAGAUGAGAGGAACACGGGAGUGGAGCGACAGAGAGCUGGGACUUGUGGGGUAAAAAAAACAACAACAAAAACAGUGAAAACAAAAGAAUUGAAAACAGUGCAGUAAAGACAGAAAAAAGAACUCAAAAACAACUCCAAGAGAGAGAGAAUUUUCAUAUUUGAUGUAUGCUGUAAUGAUUCUUAACAAGCUGUACAAAGUUUAGCCGACGUUUGAUGUUGACAUUCACAAAGAAUUCUUGCGCCUUUUUGUUUUCUAAAGAAAAGUGGGUGGAGGGGGGGGCAUCAAAACAAACAUUUCACUUUUUUGAAAGAGGGGCUGUUGUGCUCGUUUGGUUGGGAAUAAAACAAAAUUAAAAUGCAGCUUCAUUCAGUCAAAAAGCAGGACGGUUUUUUUCAGAACUGAAUAAAACCAAUUUGGCGCCGACUCUGAAGAUUAAGUCAUGUUUACUUUCAAAGCAACUAAAUCAACAGCUUUUCAUAGGGUUAGAAAAAGAGACAAAAAAAAAGAUAAACAAUAAGAUAAAUUAUAAGUUUGCUUCUGUAUAAGUGACAAUAAAGACUCCAUACCAUUCCAUUCCAUUCCAAAGUCCCAAUAACAAUGGACUUCUUUACAAUGAGAGUGCAAACAGAAGAAGGGAGUUGUAAUCUAACUUGUUAAGUGAUGUGUUAGAGUAGCACUGGACACACAUGUAGUUAAAAAGUCGUAUCAUCAGCCAAAUACAAGAAACGAGUAACAGAACUCAAACAAAGUCUGAUUUCCCUUGUUUCCAGAUUUCUCAUACUAACUCUUUGCUGCAGCAUUUCUGGACUUGUUCAGUCUGUCUGGGGACAAGUGUGUGAGUGCGUGUGCGUGUGUGUGUGUGUGUGUGUUUGCGCUAAACUCAGCGAAGCUUGUAAAAAAACAGCUCAUGAAUAUCCAUAAACACCAGGCUUUUCUCUCCAAUUCCGCCAUUUCUGGACGUAAAUGUAGAUGAGUGACUUGCAUUCGAGUCUCUUAGAUUUUAGCGCACUGAUUGCACUCUUAUGUCAUUAAGCACAACUCCAAAGCACAUUUGCAUAGACAGAAUAGAAAGGAGGACCUGGGGAAAACAACAAUAAGUGGCAGGAGUGAAGGAUGUGGACAGUUUUCUGUAGUAUCAGUCUGCUGUGCUCCGACUGUCGCUUUGGAAAGAUUUUCAAGGGAAAUUUGAAACACAAAAGAGUAAACGACCAAAUUCCAUUUUUGCUUGAGUUGUUGAGUCAUACUGACUUGGUUGGAGUGUCUCGAGUGUUUGCGCUGUAACGGGGGAGUGGUGACAUUAGGGCUUUGUACUUGCUGUAACUGUGUGUCGCUGUAUAUCCACGAGGCUGGAUCGAUUGUAUCUAUUUGGCAUGGUCAGUAAAAGCAGCUUGACUGAA